AUGGAUGAUAAAUACAUGUCCAAACUGUCACCUACUGUUGAUUUCUGGGCAGGGAUCUACUUGUUCAUUAUUGCCAUCCUGUCCAUCUUGGGGAAUGCAGCAGUCCUGGUCAAUGCAGCCCGUCGAAUCACCCUGCUCAAAGCUCCAGAGCUGCUGACGGUGAACUUGGCCAUAACUGACAUUGGCAUGGCCCUCAGCAUGUAUCCUCUGUCCAUUUCCUCCGCUUUUAACCAUGCCUGGAUUGGAGGUGACACCUCUUGCCUCUACUAUGGCUUGAUGGGCAUGAUCUUCAGCAUAACCAGCAUCAUGACUCUGGCUGUGAUGGGAAUGGUCAGGUACCUGGUAACAGGAAGUCCACCAAGGACAGGUUUCAAGUUCCAGAGGAGAACCAUCAGUAUUGUGAUCAGUGGGAUCUGGCUGUAUGCUGGCCUGUGGGCAUUGUUUCCUUUGCUAGGAUGGGGAAGCUACGGGCCGGAACCUUUCGGACUUUCCUGCUCAAUAGACUGGACCGGUUACGGGGAGUCUCUAAACCACGCCACCUUCAUCAUGUCCCUGUCUGUACUCUGCACAUUCCUCCCCUGUCUGACAAUUGUCUUCGCCUAUUUUGGAAUUGCCUGGAAGCUGCACAAGGCUUACCAAUCCAUCCAGAGCAAUGAUUUUCAAUAUGGCAACAUCGAGAAGAAAAUCACUCUUAUGGCUGUGAUGAUCAGUUCAGGUUUCCUCAUUGCAUGGACCCCCUACGUGAUUGUCAGCUUCUGGAGCAUGUUUCACUCCCUGGAGCAGGACCACAUGGCUCCCGUCAUAACACUGUUACCCUGCCUCUUUGCGAAGAGCUCCACUGUAUACAACCCUUUAAUAUAUUUCGUCUUCCAACGUACCUCCAGCCACAAGCUCCUCCGCCUGCAGAGACUGGUGUUUUGUUGUUCUCAUCAAGCCAGUUCAUCUGCUGAAAGAGCAGAGCUGGAGAGCAAAAUAGUCAAAGGCUCAGACGGUUCAGACAAAGCAUGUGUGGGUCUAAUGGGAGCUCCUGGAAGACACCCUGGCAGUGAGGUGACGACUGUGAGCUGA
Molecule: messenger RNA, 1068 nt
Organism: Scomber scombrus (Atlantic mackerel)
Lineage: Eukaryota; Metazoa; Chordata; Actinopteri; Scombriformes; Scombridae
Gene: opn8a
Product: opsin 8, group member a
Exons: 4
Coding region: 1-1068 (355 amino acids)
Biological process (GO): G protein-coupled receptor signaling pathway
Cellular component (GO): membrane
Molecular function (GO): G protein-coupled receptor activity
Source: RefSeq, a predicted model, not a curated record